AUCUGAAAAACCUAUUAAAAACCCUGGUUUAAUAGAGCACGUCACCUGCAUAAUUCUCUCUGUUUAUGCUUCUCCUUCAUCACCAGGGUUUUGCCUUUCCCUUACUGGUGUUGCAAUGGGCAUAGACUUGAAAAAUUUACCAUGGGCUGGAAACGUAUACAACCAGCUCGAGUCCCUUGUUCAGGAUGUCGAUGAGUUUAUGAGCCAGGACCCUGUGAAAUUGGUCGAAAACCAGAUGCAAAAUGUUGGUACGAAUUUCAAAAGAAUAUACUCUAAUGUGUUGCAAGAUUUAUUCCGUUUUGAGGACAUUGGGGACAUUGGAAGCCCUAAAUCACAGUCAGUGGACCCUACUUGCAUUGAUGAAGAACAGCCGUCGGUGAAUCAAGAUUCCGUUGAUAAUACGGAAAACUCCGAUGCGCCAUUGCCGAUUGAAUGUACGCCUCUUCAUGCAGAUUCUUCACAAGAAUCGGAGACUUGUCAACAGCAUUUGAGAGAACAUGAACAUAGUGAAACUGUCAUAAUGAAUGAAAUAUUUACUGAAACCUCUAGUCAAUGUGAUGAAAAUUCCAAACUAGCCAUUGAAAAGGAACAAGGGAAGGAACAAGGGGUUUUUAACGAACGGAAAGGGGACGAUGGCCCUUCAAUUGAAGGUGAGUGGGUACCUAAUAAUAUUCCGAGCUGUCGUUUGUCUUUGUCUGAGAUUCAGUUACGGUUGUUACUUGCGUAUUCAAGUUUUGAUCCAUAUUAUGAUGAAUAUAUUGACCUGUAUGCACCACAAGCAGAAGAAGAAGGUUAUAGUCUUGAGAUGGAUUUACCCAUUGAUUUGGCUGAUGGAACUCUUUGUCGCAAGUUCUCGAUGAAAGAUACUUUUGAUUCGUCGAGCUCUAUCCAAUUACCUGAAAUUGUCAAUUGUGAUGAUGACGAUGAAGAGAUGGGGUUUACGAAAUCCACUUAUUCUACGUCCACAAAGUGUUCUUAUACUUUGGCAAUCGAGAGGCCUGAAAACAUCUCCCGCUUUCCUGCUGAACCUGAUGACUUUGCUUAUGAAAGGAAAAUCGAGGACAUGCUUCCUUCUUUUCUACUCUCGGAAUUAUACGGUGGUAGUUCUUUCCCGACAGAUAGGCCAGAUUCUCCACUUGGUUCGUUUGAAACGAGGCAUGAACAAUCGUACGAACAUGAUCAAUCAGAAACUGCAGUAAUUCCAUCUGAAACUGGAACCUCGUCCGAAUUUGGUGUUGGUAUUGAUGAUGAUAAUAUGGAAACAGUGAACCUCUCCCCUAAAGUGAAGCACAAUGCGACAAGUGUUGGCUCGAACGUUGACCUUGCCCAUUCUGCACCUCGUAGAAGAAAAGAUUUCAAGUAUUUUAAGAAUGUAAUACAGGGUGCAUUCACCUCUCAAAAGAGAUUGACCAAGGAAUACGAGCAUUUAGCCGUACUGCAUGGGGAAAUUGAUUUGGAAUCAAGUCAGAAUUUCGAGGCAAGUUCAAUAACCAUUCAUUCGGUUAAGAGCGAAUCCGACUGGGAGCUGCUCUGAAUGUUAGUUUUUUCCAUUAAUCGUUUAGACAAUUGCUGAUAAACGGUAUCUAUUUACGAUAAAGCUAAAAGCUACGGUUUUUUUU
Molecule: messenger RNA, 1619 nt
Organism: Erythranthe guttata (spotted monkey flower)
Lineage: Eukaryota; Viridiplantae; Streptophyta; Magnoliopsida; Lamiales; Phrymaceae
Biological process (GO): response to stress
Cellular component (GO): phagophore; autophagosome
Source: RefSeq, a predicted model, not a curated record